AUGAGAGCUUCUCAAUAUAGCAGAAUGUUGCGUCUGGAUACAGCAGACUGGGAGAAUGAUGAUGGAGAUAUAGUGGACGAAUACGCCGCUCUCUUUCUUCGUAAAUUUGCAGAAUUCUUCAAUAUUCCGAGAGAUGGAACGGAAAAACCAUUGCUCGCCAACUUCUGUCUUCUCGUCUUGUAUUUUAUCUUCUACGUCAUCCCUUUUCUUUUCAAAUUAUUCCUAGCUUGCUGUGGAUGUUCAUUUAUGUGUUUGGGUGAUUUCAUAAAUGAAAGUCAUGUUUAUUUCUGCCCUCAGUUCUUGUAG
Caenorhabditis remanei is the source of this 306-nucleotide messenger RNA. RefSeq lists its product as uncharacterized. The transcript is spliced from 2 exons. Bases 1 to 306 code for a protein of 101 amino acids. NCBI's taxonomy places the organism in Eukaryota, Metazoa, Nematoda, Chromadorea, Rhabditida, Rhabditidae. The record is from RefSeq and is a predicted model, not a curated record.